ACGACGUUCAGAAUGACAUAACAACCAUGACCACGGCAUAACUCAUUUUAACAUUAAAUUUAUUUCCAAUUCUUAAUAAGCCCUUUGAUUUUCAGCAUGGCACGAAAACGAUGCAGAAAAAAUACCUGAUGUCCUGGUUUGGGGACCAACCACUAGUCUACAACAUCUUAAACAUAGCAUGAAGCCAUAUCGCCGAGCUAAUAAAUUAUUCAUGGUGCAAUUGCGCUCGGCGUCAGGGCUGACAAGACUGAAGGUGCUGGUACGAGAGUUCACCGGCGACGUGUACUCGCUGUGGAGCUGGCGCCUGGACAAGCCCGAACUCUUUUACCCUUCAAAUAUUCUGAGGCGAGCGCUUUCCAAGAUAUUCCGGCCCACCCAUGUCCAGGACGUGUGGAAGGUCCGCGAGGUGCUCACUCGCGGCGUACUCCUCGCCCACUCCCUGGCCACCUCUGUUGACUAUCUCUGCGUUAUGCAGGGACUGCUUGAUGAGACUUGAACUCUUCUCUAAUUGCUGCGCUUGCUCAGUGUGCACACGGUACGACCACUGGGGGCACGCCAUGACACCUUGGACCUUUAUCGCACUGUUAGCGCUCUGCCACACGAGCUACGGUGUUUAUACAAAAUUCCCUGAAGGAUUCACAUUCGGUGUGGCAACAGCAGCCCACCAAAUCGAAGGCGCUUGGAAUGUCAGCGGAAAGUCAGAAAAUGUAUGGGACCAUUUGUCACACACCCGACCUGAAAUGAUAGCUGAUGGGACUAAUGGAGACAUAGCAUGCGAUUCCUAUAAUAGAUAUCUUGAAGAUGUUGAGGAGUUAGCACAUUUGGGCGUGGACUUCUAUCGGUUUUCCUUGUCGUGGGCGCGAAUUUUGCCAACUGGCCGAGUUGACUACGUAAACCCCGACGGGAUCCGGUAUUACAAUGCUCUACUCGAUGCUCUUGAAGAGAAGAAUAUUGAACCUUUGGUAACACUUUUCCACUGGGAUCUACCACAAACUCUUCAAGAUUUGGGAGGGUGGGCAAACCCAAAAAUGGUCGAUUAUUUCCGUGACUAUUCCGAUGUAUGUUUCCGUGAAUUCGGAAACAGAAUCAAGUCUUGGAUUACUUUUAAUGAACCUUACGAAAUUUGUGAAGACGCCUACGGUGACGAAAAGAAGGCUCCAGCGAUAAAUAGCCAUGGUGUUGGCAACUAUCUUUGCAGCGACACUUUGCUGAAGGCUCAUGCGGAAUCCUACCAUCUGUACAAUGAAACAUACCGGCCGACUCAGAACGGCAAGAUAAUGAUCUCUAUCAACUCCAUCUGGUACGAACCUCAGGAUCCGGAAAAUGCUGAACAAGUUGCUUUAGCUGAAGUAGCUAAUCAAUUCAAAUUUGGAUGGUUCGCAAACCCUAUCUUCACUACCGAUGGCGGGUAUCCAACAGUUAUGGUUGAAAAUGUUGCUAGACAGAGUGUAGCGGAGGGUCUGCCGAAAGCGCGUCUCGAACAGUUCGACAACUACUGGAUUGAAAGGAUCAGAGGCACUUCGGACUUUCUUGGGAUUAAUCACUACACUACCCAUCUCAUCACUGGAGCAGGGGUAGAUCCUACAGCCAAGUCUCCGUCGUGGCUGAAGGACAUUGGUGCAGUCACCACAAUGGAAGUUGGCGGCGAUUCUGCAUCUGAAUGGCUUAGGGUUGUUCCCACUGGUUUUGCGAACUUGUUGCGUUGGUGUAAGAGCACAUACAACAAUCCAGCUAUCUACAUUACAGAGAACGGCUUCUCUGAUCGUGGAACAUUAGAAGAUUAUGGUCGCAUACAAUAUUUCAACGAAUACCUGAGUGAAAUCUUAAACGUGAUCUAUGACGACGGCGUGAAUGUCCUGGGUUACACGGCGUGGACUUUGAUGGACAACUUUGAGUGGCGAGCUGGAUUUUCCGAGCGUUUCGGCUUCUACCACGUGGACAUCGCGCAGCCGGACCGGCCUCGCACGCCCAAGCUGUCCGUGGACUACUUCCGUCAACUCACCGCCAGCAAGGAGCUGCCGCAGGACCAGCGUUUCAAGAACCCAGCCAAAACAAGAAUCGAACUAUAGUUGUUGUAAUAGAAGCGGGACGAAAUAAAUGAAAAACAAUAAGUUUUAUGUAUUAAAACAAAUAUUUAUUUACUUCAUAUAAGAAUAUCGAAUUAUUUACAAUGAAAUUAUUGUAAUAUUACCUUUGACACUUCAUUGUUAUUACAUUGAUACACGUAAUGUUACAUACACUACAGAGAAAACUUGCAUCUGUUAUCAGACUGAGAGAUAUGUUUGUAAUAAGACUAUACUUAGAAAUAAACGAUAUAUUUUACACUUGAAA
This is a messenger RNA of Plodia interpunctella (Indianmeal moth), 2331 nucleotides long. RefSeq names its product myrosinase 1-like. The transcript is spliced from 12 exons. NCBI's taxonomy places the organism in Eukaryota, Metazoa, Arthropoda, Insecta, Lepidoptera, Pyralidae. The coding region runs from base 378 to 2069 and encodes 563 amino acids. The record is from RefSeq and is a predicted model, not a curated record. Gene Ontology annotation, biological process: carbohydrate metabolic process. Gene Ontology annotation, molecular function: beta-glucosidase activity.